Messenger RNA from Beauveria bassiana ARSEF 2860, 270 nucleotides. RefSeq lists its product as uncharacterized. NCBI's taxonomy places the organism in Eukaryota, Fungi, Ascomycota, Sordariomycetes, Hypocreales, Cordycipitaceae. The coding region runs from base 1 to 270 and encodes 89 amino acids. The transcript has 2 exons. The record is from RefSeq and is a predicted model, not a curated record.
AUGUCCGAACCGGCACAACAGACCACCACCCUCCCGCUGCACACCACGCGAGAGUCUGGCGACCGACGCGGUACCCAGCAGGAGAAGAAAAGAGCCAGCAGCGGCAGCAGCAGCGCAGCGUCGUCGGCCCAGCAAAAGACAACAACGUCUUGGACGCCCAAUUUUGAGCGUCGGCAGAGCUGGAAUGCGCAGGACCGCAAGCACGAGCUGCAGAUGGCGGCGCUGGAUAGUGUCCGGACCGGUCCUGGAUUUACCGAGCGGUCGCCUUGA